AUGACCACUGAAGAUCGAUUCUUCGUGAUUAUUCUCACUAUUCUCGUCGUGCUAGGCUUCAUAUUGAACCUUUUGCUUCUCUACUUGAUUCUCUACAAAAGCCCACCGACAUUGUCACCAUAUCGAAUAUUCCUGGCGAACACCACAAUUACCCAAUUGCUCUUCGCGUUUGGUGCUCUAAUAUCACAGCCGAGAAUUCUAACAUCUCAUGAGUACACGGUUGUCAUUUAUUUGGGUCCCAUUCAGUUUUACGGCGAAUGGCUAUCAUACAUGUCUUACAUUUUUAUUUUGCACUUAUCUCUGAAUUCAUUCAUCAGUCUGAUGCUCUCAAUGGUUUAUCGAUUCAAUUCUGUGAAAUUGCGACGAUUAGGUGUAAAACCAUCUCUGAUAAUAUGCAUCAUUGGCUACAUCUAUUGUUUCAUUCUAAUGGUGAGUUGUACCCAAAUCGAAGUGUCUCGAGAUGAAACCAUAAAUGAGCCAAUUGUUGGGAAUAUUGUGCCAGAUUAUCGCCAAUAUAAUAUGGUCCUCUCCACAGAUAUUCAUCAACUGCCUUUGAUGGUUCUUAUAACAAUGGUCACAAUCGGCUUGUUGCCAAUUUAUUUCGUCAUGUGUUGGUGUCGAUUCAAAAUAUAUCAAAUUCUCAAAAAGGCCACGACUAUACAUAAUUCAACAACCAGGAAUAAUGUGAAGCGGCUUGUGAAUGCUUUAACUAUUCAAUCAAUAAUUCCGGUGAUUUCCGUAUUUCCCGCCUCACUGCUCUAUGUUCUAUCUCAAAUGAAUACAAUUCAGUCAGGGUUAUACGGAUAUUUUAUAGUGCCUAGUUUAACGAUAUCGACAAUCGUCGAUCCACUUGUCACUAUUAUCAGUGUAAUUCCAUAUAGACGAUGUGUUCUCCAAUUAUGCCAUUUGAAAUAUAGCGAAGUGACAGUAUCGAACUUGGAGAAAUCGCGAAGCUACGGUGCUGCUGGAAAUAAGUUAUUCUUCAUUUCGUAUCAAUGA
Molecule: messenger RNA, 999 nt
Organism: Caenorhabditis bovis
Lineage: Eukaryota; Metazoa; Nematoda; Chromadorea; Rhabditida; Rhabditidae
Source: the annotation of a GenBank genome assembly